GAAUUCCGUUGUACAAAAGCUUGAUGUGAAUGAUAUGGCAGGAAUUCCCUUGCACAAGAAUUAUAACUCCGCAGUUAUGGAAACUGGUGGAUAUGAGAAUACUGCUUUUGUGGAAAAGAAUUGUCAGAAUUACAUUGAACAGGUGAGACGAUUAUGCCUUGGAGAAGAAGAUGCCCUCGCAAUACAAGCGUACUUUUCAAAGAUGCAAGCACGGUACUCAGGAUUUUACUAUAGUAUGAACUUUGACAAGGAAUGCAGGCUAAAGAAUAUUUUUUGGGCAGAUCACAGAUGUAGGCAGUCUUACAAAGAGUUCGGUGAUGUCGUCACUUUCGAUACUACGUAUCUCACUAAUAAGUAUGACAUACCGUUCGUUUCUUUUGUUGGGGUGAAUCAUCAUGGACAAUCCAUAUUGCUGGGCUGUGGACUAUUAUCAAAUGUGGACAUCGGGACUUUUGUGUGGUUGUUCAGAACAUGGUUUGAGUGCAUGUAUAGACAAGCUCCUAAUGGAAUCAUUACUGAUCAAGACUGUGCAAUGAAAAAUGCAAUUGAGAUAGUUUUUCCUAACACGAAGCAUAGAUGGUGUUUGUGGCAUAUUAUGAAAAAGUUGCUGGAAAAGUUCGGAUAUCACGUUCAUAAGAGCUCGAUAAUUUCUACAAUACAUGGAUUGGUAUAUGAUUCCGAAAAUGGGCAAGAAUUCGAAGAAGGUUGGAGGUUGAUGCUCGAUACGUAUGACUUGCACAAUAAUGAUUGGUUAUCGGGGUUGUACGAGAACAGAGGUAGGUGGGUGCCUUGUUUUUUGAAAACCACGUUCUGGGCCGGCAUGUCGACUACACAACAAAGUGAGAGUAUGAAUGCAUUUUUCGACGGGUAUGUGCAUUCAAAGACUUCACUAAAGCAGUUUGUCGAGCAGUACGAGAGAGCACUGAGAAAUAAGGUUGAGAAGGAGUUUCAGGCUGAUUUUAAAUCCUACUCCCAAAUGGAGCCUUGUGCGACAACUUUCGAAAUAGAAAAGCAAUUUCAAGCAAUCUAUACCAUUUCAAAGUUUAAAGAAGUUAAAGAGGAGUUCACUGGGAAGAUAUAUUGCGAUGUCAUAUCUGAAACUGCAAAUGAUUCUUUUUGGUCGACGUAUGAGGUUCGUGAGCAUGUCACACUUCAUGAUCAUCGGAAGAAAAAAACAUUUUGCAUAUCAUUUCGGAGAGAUACUUGCGAAGUGAUUUGUAGCUGCCAUCUUUUCGAAUUUCGAGGAAUCAUUUGUAGGCAUGCAAUUGCAGUCUUGAUUCGUAACAACAUCACAUCGAUACCUGAGCGGUAUAUAAUAAGGAGAUGGAGAAGAGAUGUCAGUAGAGUAUACACGAGGAUCGCAGUAAAUUAUGAUGGAAUG
Olea europaea var. sylvestris is the source of this 1381-nucleotide messenger RNA. Its product is annotated as protein FAR1-RELATED SEQUENCE 5-like. Gene Ontology annotation, molecular function: zinc ion binding. The annotation marks the transcript as partial. The transcript has a single exon. Gene Ontology annotation, biological process: regulation of DNA-templated transcription. NCBI's taxonomy places the organism in Eukaryota, Viridiplantae, Streptophyta, Magnoliopsida, Lamiales, Oleaceae. The record is from RefSeq and is a predicted model, not a curated record.